AUGAUCGGUCGGAUUCUUGCUGAAAUCCCGGGCGCAGAGUUCCAGAUUGACCGUCAAGGGCCUCUGGGUUCAAUUGGAGAGGACAAUGGCUGUCAUGACUGUGGAUACUAUCGCAAGAAAGUAUCAUUCACGGUCACUAGUCUCGAGGAAACCCUCACAAUCCAAGUUGGAAAUACCGAGUCUCAGACGCGACUGGGAGGCUUUCCUAAAUCCGUUCAAAAGCUCUUGGAUGAGCAACAAGUGCAGAGUUCCUUUGGCCGUUCAGAUCACCGGACUGAUGCCUGGCCGCCUACAAGACAAUGCUUCUGUCGCCGUGGAACCAAGAGGCGGAUCGCAUUCGCCGAAACCCCCCUUGGGGAAAAGAGGAGGCGGUUGGCAAGUCUGGCCUCCGAAAACUGA
This is a messenger RNA of Penicillium daleae, 399 nucleotides long. RefSeq lists its product as uncharacterized. The record is from RefSeq and is a predicted model, not a curated record. Lineage: Eukaryota; Fungi; Ascomycota; Eurotiomycetes; Eurotiales; Aspergillaceae. Bases 1 to 399 code for a protein of 132 amino acids. The transcript is spliced from 2 exons.